AUGGUCAAAUCAGCAACCUCAUUCGUGGUCCUGGCGCUUUGUCAGUUCAUUCAUAUUAGCUGUGCUACAGCUGCAUCGAAUGGAUCAGCUUAUCUCGACUCGACACGCUCUCCCGCAGAGCGAGCUGACGACCUCUUGCGUCUCAUGUCAUGGGAGGAAAAGAUUGGCCAGCUCGGAGGGAUAAGACGACUUGCAGAGACUGUUAACGGCAAGAUAUCAUACAACGAAACGCUGUUCGAGGAAAUCCGGAAGACUCAGAAGGGGCAGAUCGGCUUCGGGGCGCCUCAAAACUAUGCGCAUGAUCUGUUGCCUAUCGCCAACAAGGUUAGAGCCGAGCAAAUCAACAACACUAGACUAGGCAUUCCGUAUAUCACCAUCGCCGACUCUGUUAGUGGUCUCAUGAUUUCCGGUGGCACCCUGUUCCCUGGCGCCCUUUCCAUGGGAUCGACGUGGAAUAUUCCUCUUUACGAACAAGCCGUAGCCGCUAUUCGUGACGAAAAUGUGGCGAUGGGCACUCGUUGGGUGUUAUCGCCCGAGGUUGACCUUGCUAAAGAUCCCAGAAAUGGGAGAAACGGCGAGAUGUUUGGCGAGGACAGCUACCUCGUCGGCGAAUUUGCGACGCACUACAUCAACACGAUGCAGGAGAAAGAUGAGAACGGCUUCGUCAAAGUCGCAACGACAAUCAAGCACUGGGUCUACGGCUCUAGCAGCGGAGGCGUGAACACUGCGAGCAUUCAGAGUGGCCUGAACUAUAUCCUCAAUGACUUCGGAGCCCCCUAUGUCAAGGCCUUUCGAGAGGCAAACCCCUUGUCACUGAUGAUAUCAUAUGCCAGCGUCGAUCAGGUUCCCAUGUCCAUGAACAAGUACCUCAACAGAAAGGUUCUUCGGGAGAUGCUCGGCUUCAAAGGCCUCAUCAUGUCUGACGCCGGUUCGAUUCGCAACAUGUAUACUCAGUCAAAGGUCGCCAAGUCGUUUGCGGACGCCGGACUAAAGGCUUUGCGGGGUGGGCUGGAGCACGAACUUUCACCGAGACCGCCUUCUGUAUUUCCCACGCUCAUCAACUAUUCGAACGAUACCGAGGUCAUGGAACUUGUCGACAGCUCUGUCCGAGCGAUUCUUGAGAUCAAAUUCGCUACUGGAACCUUUGAUCUGCCUCUUCCCUCGGUCGAGAAUCUGAACGUGACUCUUCGCAGCAAGGAUCAUCUUGAGAUCAGUCGCAACGUGUCGCGCGAGGCAAUUGUGCUGCUUCAGAAUGAUGGCACGCUGCCUUUGCAGCGCAGCGAAGUGCCCCAAAUUGCCCUCCUAGGCCCUUAUGCCGACAUUCUCAAUACCGGCCAAUAUGCUGCCAACAACGCCUCAGAUUCCUCCUAUGGAGAUACCUUCCGUCGAAGUCUAGAGCGAGAAAUUGGUGCGGAAAACGUCAAGUGUGUUGCAGGGGUUGACAUCUUGCGCACGAAUGACAGCUCGGGCAUCGAGGCUGCUGUCAACGCAGCUAAGGAAGCGGGCCUUGCCGUUGUGGUUCUCGGGUCCGGCUGGGGGUCUUUUGACAACUCGUACGAGUCUCUUCACCGGACUGAUGGUGAGGGCUUCAGUCAUCCGCACUUGGGAUUUCCCGGGUUGCAACAGCAGCUUCUCGAUGCGGUGAUCAACGCCGACGUGCCGACUGUGUUGGUACUCAGCGGGGGUCAGACAUUCCUGCUGGAAGAGUCGGCCAAGAGGGCAAAGGCAAUCAUCCACACUUGGCUCGCCGGUGAAUUCACAGCUGACGCCUUGGUGGAAAUCCUCUUUGGUAGUGUGAACCCAAGUGGCAAGCUUACAAUCACUUUUCCGGAAGCCGAUGGCGCAUUCCCUGUGGCCUAUGACUAUUUCCCGUCCGAUGACCAGGGUGGAUUUGGGACGGCGACGCAGUAUGAUUGGCACUUGCCAGAACUGACACGUUAUGCUCCUUUGAGAUUCGGCUUUGGUUUGAGCUACACGACUUUCAACAUUUCUUCCGUCUCUCUCCAAUGCCACUCAGUGGGUAACAACAGCACUGUCAGUCAAUGUGACAAGGACAGCCAAGUCACUGUCUCUGCGACAGUCAAGAACACGGGGUCGAGAGAUGGCCAGGAGGUGGUGCAGCUUUACUAUCGUCCAGAGUACAGUCAAAUCGAGUUCCCGGUCAUGAAGCUUAUUCGCUUUGGCAAGGUUGAAGUCGCAGCAGGCAGCUCCUCACAGGUCAGCUUCAAUGUGCCUUACGCCGAGUUAGGUUACUUCGUCGACGGUAAAUGGCAAGUCGAGACAGGACUGUGCCACUUCUGGAUUGGGAACAGUUCGAGAACCCAAGAUCUACAGAGGUUGAACGCAACUUUGGUGUAA
This is a messenger RNA of Colletotrichum costaricense, 2358 nucleotides long. Its product is annotated as beta-glucosidase. Gene Ontology annotation, molecular function: hydrolase activity, hydrolyzing O-glycosyl compounds. Gene Ontology annotation, biological process: carbohydrate metabolic process. The transcript has 4 exons. Lineage: Eukaryota; Fungi; Ascomycota; Sordariomycetes; Glomerellales; Glomerellaceae. The record is from RefSeq and is a predicted model, not a curated record. The coding region runs from base 1 to 2358 and encodes 785 amino acids.